This is a messenger RNA of Calliphora vicina (urban bluebottle blowfly), 4210 nucleotides long. RefSeq names its product Nck associated protein 1 Hem (gene Hem). NCBI's taxonomy places the organism in Eukaryota, Metazoa, Arthropoda, Insecta, Diptera, Calliphoridae. Gene Ontology annotation, cellular component: SCAR complex. Bases 278 to 3649 code for a protein of 1123 amino acids. Gene Ontology annotation, biological process: cortical actin cytoskeleton organization; cell migration; cell projection assembly. The transcript has 3 exons. The record is from RefSeq and is a predicted model, not a curated record.
AUCAAUGUUUAUGUGAAGUGAUAAAAGUGAUUUUCUUGUGGAAAAAUGUAAAAUUUAUAUAUUAAACAGUAAAAAUAAUUAAAAAACUUUUAAUAGAACUGAAAAUCCAAUACAAGUUAAUAAGAAAACAUAAAUGUUUUUAAAUAAAUCCGUAGUUUUGGAAAGAAAUCAGAUAGAAUAAAAUCUAGGUGGGGCCAAUUGCCAGCAAGAAAACAAUUGAGACUACCGUGCCUUAGAUAUCACAACUUGUGGAAAACUGAUAAAAUAAACAAUCAAUAUGGCAAGACCCAUUUAUCCAAAUCAGCAAAAAAUUGCUGAAAAAUUAAUUAUAUUGAAUGAUCGAGGCUUGGGUAUUUUGACUAGAGUCUACAACAUCAAAAAGGCUUGUGGUGACACCAAAUCUAAACCAGGUUUCUUGUCAGAAAAGUCCUUAGAAUCUACUAUUAAAUUUAUAGUAAAAAGAUUUCCCAAUACUGAUGUGAAAGGCUUAAACGCUAUUCUGAAUAUAAAAGCAGAAAUAACAAAAUCAUUAUCUUUAUAUUAUCAUACUUUUGUGGAUUUGCUGGAUUUUAAAGAUAAUGUAUGCGAACUGCUCACUACCAUGGAUGCUUGCCAAAUACAUCUGGAUAUUACACAAAAUUUUGAAUUAACAAAGAAUUAUCUUGAUUUGGUGGUUACAUAUGUUUCUUUGAUGAUACUUUUGUCUCGGGUAGAAGAUCGUAAAGCUGUGUUGGGCCUUUAUAAUGCUGCAUAUGAACUGCAAAACAGCCAGUCCGAUCCUGGUUUUCCACGUCUGGGCCAAAUGAUUUUGGAUUACGAAGUUCCAUUGAAAAAAUUGUCGGAGGAAUUUAUACCUCAUCAACGUCUACUAACAAAUGCCUUGCGUUCUUUGACCACUAUCUAUCCGCUGCGUAAUCUCCCGGCUGACAAAUGGCGUGAAAUGCAAAAACUUAGUUUAGUUGGCAAUCCAGCCAUUCUACUCAAGGCGGUGCGCACUGAUACAAUGUCUUGUGAAUACCUGUCUUUGGAAGCUAUGGAUCGUUGGAUUAUAUUCGGUCUUCUCUUGAACCAUCCCAUGUUAGCCCAGUAUCCAGACGUUAAUAAAAUUUGGAUUUCAGCUUUGGAAUCUAGCUGGGUUGUAGCGUUAUUCCGCGAUGAGGUUUUGCAAAUACAUCAGUAUAUACAAACAUUUUUCGAUGGCAUUAAGGGGUAUAAUAAACGUAUCGGCGAGGUUAAGGAGGCCUAUACAAACGCUGUACAGAAAGCGGCUCUAAUGCAUCGGGAACGUAGAAAGUUUUUGCGUACUGCUUUGAAAGAAUUGGCAUUAAUUAUGACCGAUCAACCGGGAUUGUUGGGCCCCAAAGCUAUUUUUAUAUUUAUUGGACUGUGCUUGGCUAGAGAUGAGAUUUUGUGGUUGCUGAGACACAAUGAUAAUCCUCCUUUGUUGAAGAAUAAAGGCAAGAGUAAUGAAGAUCUCGUUGAUCGUCAACUGCCAGAAUUAUUAUUCCAUAUGGAGGAAUUACGUGCCCUGGUACGCAAAUACAGUCAAGUGAUGCAACGUUAUUAUGUGCAAUAUCUUUCGGGCUUCGAUUCUACAGAUCUAAAUAUACGCAUGCAAAGUCUACAAAUGUGUCCAGAAGAUGAAAGUGUAAUUUUCUCCUCACUCUACAAUACCGCCUCCGGUUUGACUGUUAAACAAGUUGAAGAAAAUGAACUGUUCGAUUUUAGAGCAUUCCGCUUGGAUUGGUUCCGUUUGCAAACGUAUAUGAGUGUCAGUAAGGCAGUUUUACGCAUACAAGAGCAUAUCGAUUUGGCACGUCUGUUAGACUCGAUGGUAUUUCAUACACGUGUAGUGGACAAUUUGGAUGAAAUUCUAGUCGAAACAUCUGAUUUGAGCAUCUUUUGUUUCUACAGUAAAAUGUUUGAUGAUCAAUUCCACAUGUGUCUAGAAUUUCCAGCACAAAAUCGUUACAUCAUAGCGUUUCCUCUAAUAUGCUCUCAUUUUCAAAAUUGUACCCACGAAAUGUGUCCAGAGGAGAGACAUCACAUACGUGAAAGAUCUUUGAGUGUUGUGAAUAUAUUUUUGGAGGAAAUGGCCAAGGAGGCAAAGAAUAUAAUAACUACCAUUUGUGAUGAACAGUGCACAAUGGCUGAUGCCCUGUUGCCCAAGCACUGUGCCAAAAUUUUAUCGGUACAAUCUGCCCGAAAGAAAAAAGACAAAUCAAAGAAACAAUUUGAUGAUAUACGAAAGCCAGGAGACGAAUCUUAUCGUAAAACACGUGAAGAUCUUACAACCAUGGAUAAAUUACACAUGGCUUUAACCGAAUUGUGUUUUGCCAUUAACUAUUGUCCCACAGUUAAUGUUUGGGAAUUCGCUUUUGCACCACGAGAGUAUUUGUGCCAGAAUUUAGAACAUCGCUUUUCGCGUGACUUGGUUGUUAUGGUAAUGUUUAAUCAGGAGACUAUGGAAAUUGCUAAGCCCUCUGAGUUGUUGGCGUCAGUUAGGGCCUACAUGAAUGUUUUGCAAACUGUGGAGAAUUACGUUCACAUUGAUAUGACUCGUGUUUUCAACAAUUGCCUGCUACAGCAGACCCAGGCUUUAGAUUCUCAUGGAGAGAAAACUAUUGCCGCUCUUUAUAAUACUUGGUACACCGAAGUUUUACUUAGACGUGUUUCAGCCGGCAACAUUGUAUUCAGCAACAAUCAAAAAGCAUUUGUACCCAUUUCCCCAGAAGGUUGGGUGCCUUUCAAUCCCCAAGAAUUUUCAGAUCUCAAUGAAUUGAGAGCUCUAGCUGAAUUGGUGGGUCCCUAUGGCAUCAAGACCCUAAAUGAAACUCUAAUGUGGCAUAUAGCUAAUCAAGUGCAAGAGUUAAAAUCGUUGGUGGGCGUAAAUAAAGAAGUUUUGAUUACAUUACGCACCAGUUUCGAUAAACCGGAAGUUAUGAAGGAACAAUUUAAACGUUUGCAGGAUGUGGAUCGUGUUUUACAAAGAAUGACUAUCAUUGGUGUGAUUUUGUGUUUCCGCAAUUUAGUGCAUGAUGCUUUAGUGGAUGUUUUGGAAAAACGUAUACCUUUUCUAUUAAGUUCGGUUAAAGAUUUCCAAGAACACUUGCCGGGUGGUGAUCAAAUACGUGUUGCUUCUGAAAUGGCUGCUGCAGGUGGUCUUUUGUGUAAAGUGGAUCCUACUUUGGCGGCAACGUUAAAAUCGAAAAAACCAGAAUUUGAUGAAGGAGAACAUCUUACAGCUUGUCUUUUAAUGGUGUUUGUAGCCGUGUCCAUACCCAAAUUGGCACGAAAUGAAAAUUCGUUCUACCGUGCCACCAUUGAUGGUCAUUCCAAUAAUACUCACUGCAUGUCAGUCGCAAUUAAUAAUAUUUUUAGCGCUCUCUUCACCAUCUGUGGCCAAAGUGACAUUGAGGAUCGCAUGAAGGAGUUUCUGGCUUUAGCCAGUUCUUCCUUAUUGAGAUUGGGUCAAGAAUCGGAUCGUGAGGCUACACGUAAUCGUGAAUCCAUUUAUUUGCUGCUGGAUGAAAUUGUUAAACAAUCACCCUUCUUAACCAUGGAUUUAUUGGAAUCAUGCUUUCCUUAUGUUUUAAUACGUAAUGCUUAUCAUGCUGUCUACAAACAGGAGCAGAUAAUGGGUCUUUAAUUUGAGUAUUUAAACAUUAGUAUUAAGAUUGGAGUACACAAGGAAACAAAUUAUGUAUCAAGUUUUUAUAUGAUUUAAAUUUAAGAGAAAUAGUAAAAAAUUAAACAAGAUAUAAGUAUUAUUUUGUAUGAAGGGAAUUUAAUUUAGUUUGUUAAUUUUUGGAUUGUUUAUGGAAAAUUCGAAUUGCAGUUUAGAAUUCGCCUUCAUUUUGUUUGUAGUUUUUCAAUAUUCAAUAAAUAAAAAGAGUAAUAAAGUGUAUCCAUGUGAACCCAAAUUAAAAAUUCAUAUGCUUAAACAAAUAUUCCCUAAAGUUGACAUUAUAAUUUGUGUUUAACAUGUUCAAUAGUUAACGAAUAUUACAUUUAAAUAAAACAGAAAACGUGGUAAUACCAUAUUUUUUUGCAUCUUAUUUUAAAAGACAUUAUUAAAAGACAAAUUCAAAUGUUUUUAACAGCCUGACAAUGUUAAUUGUUAUCAUUCAAAACGUUUUUUCAUAGCUCUCUUUAUAAUCUAAUAAGGAGUUAAGUUCAUAUAUAAAUAAAAAAGUAUUACACACUGGAA